AGACUCCGCGGGGAACGGGUCGUGUUAGAGCAACAGGACCAGUCACGUGGCCAGCAGGAAGCCAUGCAGGUGUCCCCGGCCACUGCCCCCAGACUGUCCACAGGGACGGAGCCAGGCAACCUGCACGACAGCACGGACUCUUCGAGGACCAGCAAGCCCGUCAUGCUGCCGGCGGGCUUCAGCUUCGUGGUCGACGACGUGGACGGAGACCUGCCCGAGCAGGAGGCGGACUGCGGCCGGCGGAGCUCGCCCGCUGCUGGCGCCCCUGGCGGCGCGGCCCGGCGGCAGGACGAGGCCGCCCGCGUCCAGCAGAUCAAGGUGGAGGCGGAGAGCCGCAAGCACGAGUUCGCCAAGCUGCUGGAGGAGCACGCGCAGGUGGUGAAGGAGCUGAAGAAGAUGGAGGACGAGCCCUUGCAGGCGUGAGGCGGGGCGCGGCGACGGAGCUGCCUUGAGGGAGCUCGCCCGGGCCGCUUCUCCGCCGUCGUCGCCGCGGACUGACUGCCCUGCCUGGCACGGCCGUCACGCUAGCAGCCAGCACCAGGCAGCCAAGUAACCACCAUUCCUUUUACAAUAGAAGGAAAAUGUAUUUUAUUACCUAGCCACAAACAUUUUCCACUUUUGUUAAAAGGUGAAGAUUAUAUUUACAAUAAAUUUCUGCAACCAUAAAAAAAAUUUGCUAUGAGAAAAUGAGUUUUUUCAUUACCAUCACAAUGUUAAUAUCAUAAACACAGUGUUAAUAUCGCACAUACCUUACGUCGUCUGUCGAACCGAUGCGACAACAAAAGGUUGCAGUGCUAAACCCAUGAAGCUGUCUGGUGUCACAGUAGAACUCUGUUAUAACGUUUUUUUUUUUUCAAGGGGGCGUAAGGAAAAAUGUUAUAAGCAGGAAUUGUCAAUUCUGCACUUGUCGUUGUUUGAACUCUUUACCAAUAGACACAUUAAGCUACGUAAAAAAAAAUAUAUAAUGUUAAAACCACUGAUGGGUACCUACACUUGAUGCUUGAAUUUGCUUGACCAAGACGACAAUUUUUCAAUUUUGUGUUUCUGGCGUUUCUGCAGCUUAUAUUUUAUUUGUCUUUAAAGAUACAUUGCCAUAUGUCAGUAAAAUUGUCUUCACGAUUUGUGACGAGGUUUAGAGUCGGAGUGCCUAUUUACGAUUCCGUCGCCACUCUGAAAAUGUGUAAUUUUAGGAUUCCAGCUUACAAAUGAAAUAACUUAAACUUUUAAUCAACACUAAAAAAAAUCUUUGUUUUUUUUGUUUUGUUUUUCUUUGCCAUAAUGGAAUAUUUGGUAAAAUAAAAUAUUGUACUACUACGUACGUACUUCUGAAUACACACUAGAAUUUUUAGGAAUAAAAGGAUUAUUUUUUUAAUACAAGGGUCCCAACGGACACAUAACUGCAAACUUUACUUAGCUUUGAUACAUUGAGUACACAGCGUUAUCCAGCACUAACAUGUAGCGUUAGUGUUCUAGCACACAUCUCAGUUUUGCAUACAUUCCUAUUUGAAUAAUCUACAUCUAUAAUAUAACAGUGAUUGUAAACAAAAACAUACAUCAAGUGUGAAGUAAACCUUUAAAUAUGUUAAACUUCAGUAAUGGGAUAAUUGUUCCAAAAAUGUUAUAAACAUUUUUUUUUCCCAUUUAUUGAAUUUUAAAAAGCAAACGUUAUUAGCAGGAAAUGCACCAUUCAGGAAACAUUAUAUGCAGGAAUUAAAUACAUUGUCUUCAUGGGGAAAAUGUCGGGACUUAAAAAUAUGAUGUUAUAAGCAGGAACAUUAUAACAGGGUUCUAGUGUAUUUUGUUUCUAGUGUGUUUGGUUGUAUCUCAUAGCAAUUUUCAUGGCCAGAUGUCAGAGCAGUGUUUGGUAUUUUGUUAUUACAUUAAAAUAUGUUCUAUGCCAAAUUACAAAUUAAAACUUCAUAAUUUUAACCAAAGCACAUGUAUUUAGGAGCGUCAUUUGAAAGCAAAUGCAUGUUCAAUUGUUUACAUCAGUUGAUUGUGACAUCUCUAUCGCGAUACUUUGAUUACCAAAUGAGCAGAAGGCAAGAAUAUGUCUGUACCACCGUCAUCUAAGGCAACAACCUCGGUGAAGAACUAAAAGUCUCCAGAGGCUAAUGCACAGGUGUGAAAUGUGAAGUGCAGGUUGGGUACUGUGGUUGUUUUCAAAAAUUAGCUCUAGAAUUCAAAGACUAUGAUAUUGCUUUUUAUGUGUUUAGUUUUUACUUGUAAAAUUCAGUGGAACCUUGCUAUAAAGUGUACCUGCUGUCUGUAACAACAUUUAUGCAAACUGAACAGACACGUGCAAUGACACAGCAAAGAAUUUUGCUAGCUGCAGUUCUAGCGAGGUUCCAUACAAAUACAAAUCAAAAAGCAAUAGUCUAUAAAUUUAAUUAUUGCAUAUAAAUAUAUUUGCAGAGUCAUUGUACAGUUUCAGUAUUAAUCUUAUUUACAUUGCUGUUUAACCUAACUUAUAAUAUCUAGGUUCUACUAUUUUGUUUCAAAAAUUAGUGGCUCCAUUCCUACCAUCUCUCUUUUUUUUUUAAAUUUUAUGUUGCUCUUUUCCAUGUAAUGAUUCAAUGAGAAACAUUUCCUACAACAUUUGUAUGAUGACUGACACAUCUAGCACAUUUACUUUGUAAACAGUAACAUUUUUCAGGUGUAUAGCGAUUAAAAAAAAAUUCCAUACAAUGAUGCAAUUUACAAAUGUUAACAUUGACGUACCCAAACAGUGAGAGAAGGUAGGGGUGAAAAACUACAGAAUUUAAUAUGUAAUAAAGGUUUUUAUUUAUUAUGCCUCCUCUUUCAUACCCAAAAAAUUUUGAUAUUGAACUUAAAAUAUAAACUACGAAUUGCAGAUAUUUGAAAUGGUAGUGAUUAAAUGCCUUCAAUACAUAUUAUCCAUGAGACCAUGACUUAUUGUAUUUGUUUCAUUUAAAUAAUAUGAGUAAGAUUUAAAUAUGUACAUAGACUAAAAAAAGGAAAAGUAACUGUGGUACAUAGAAAUGGGGUCCAUUAUAUUAUAUGCAAUGUGCCAAAAAUGUUUUAACAUCAAAGUACAAGCUACCAGUCACAUGAUUAAAUGUGGAAAAAUUGUAAUACAAGGUGAACUCUAAGAAAAUAUUUUGUUUGUGAAAAAUUAGAACAAAUAUAUUUGUAAACAUGUUUGUAAAUGUAAGUAUGUGUACCCAAAGAUUUGAGUGUAAAUACAUUUAUAAUGUUAGCAAAAUAAUGUGAGCUGU
Molecule: messenger RNA, 3239 nt
Organism: Bacillus rossius redtenbacheri
Lineage: Eukaryota; Metazoa; Arthropoda; Insecta; Phasmatodea; Bacillidae
Exons: 4
Coding region: 64-423 (119 amino acids)
Source: RefSeq, a predicted model, not a curated record